GGGAUUGGAUGGCUCCUGAUGAUUAGGAUUUAUAAAAGCCAGUGAUGGAAAGUCACUAGCAGUCGAUCAGGCAUGAUGAAGGUUCUUCUGCUUUUGGGACUGGUAGCAGUGGCUCUCUGUGAGCCAACCCACUAUGUUGGGGAUAAAGUUUUCCGCCUGUGGCCUGUAAGCGAUACACACAUAUCAUUCAUCAAGGAGCUGGAGAGCAACGUAAAGGUGGACUUCUGGAGCCCUGACAGUGCUGACCUGGUCGCAGUUCACACUGAUGUCGACAUCCAUAUCCCUGCUUCAUACAUAGACAUGGUUUCCGUCAUGCUCCAACAGAGCGGCAUGGAAUACCAAGUGCUGAUUGAGGAUGUUCAGACAGCUGUAAGACAACAGUUUGACAACAUCAGACAGACCAAAGCCCAUGACUACAUGAAGUACAACAGCUGGGAAAAUGUCGAGGCCUGGGUUAACUCCAUCACCUCAAGCAACCCUGCACUGAUCAGCAGGUCGACGCUCGGGAAAUCAUAUGAGGGCCGCUCCAUGCACCUGCUCAAGAUCGGUAAGAACACCGGCUCCACCAAGCCCGCCAUCUUCAUGGACUGUGGAAUCCACGCCCGCGAGUGGAUCAGCCCUGCGUUCUGUCAGUGGUUCGUCCAGGAGGCCGUGUCCACCUACGGAAGCGACCCUCAGAUGACCAGCUUGCUGAACAAGAUGGAUAUCUUUGUGCUGCCUGUGUUUAACGUGGAUGGAUAUGCACACACCUGGAAGAGUGACAGGAUGUGGAGGAAGACUCGCUCUCGCAAGACCGGGUCCAGCUGCAUUGGUGCCGAUCCCAACAGGAACUUCGACGCCGGCUGGUGCACAUUGGGAGCUUCCAGUAACCCCUGCAGUGACACGUACUGUGGAUCUUCUGUGGAGUCAGAGAUUGAGGUGCAGAAUGUGGCAAACUUCAUCCGCAGGAACAAGUCUAUCAUUAAGGCGUACCUCACCAUCCACUCGUACUCUCAGCUCCUCCUGUUCCCAUACUCCUACAAAUAUGAUCAAGCCAAAGACCAUGCCGAGCUGAUGAGCGUGGCAGUGUCUGCAUCAGAAGCACUGCGCAGUCUGUAUGGCACUCGCUACACCAGUGGCCCUGGAGCAACCACCAUCUACCCUGCUGCUGGAGGUUCUGAUGAUUGGGCUUAUGAUCUUGGUGUGAAAUAUUCGUUCACCUUUGAGCUUCGUGACACCGGCCGCUACGGCUUCCUGCUGCCUGAGUCCCAGAUCAAGCCUACAUGUGAGGAGACCAUGCUGGCUGUCAAGUACAUCUCUGACCAUGUGCUUAAAAACCUGUAGUGAGAGAAAAAUGUGCAACAAUGCAUGCAUGCAAGUGCUGGAAAAUAAAACAUAUAAUAAAACAAAAGUGUAAGUUUGCCUUCA
This is a messenger RNA of Silurus meridionalis, 1407 nucleotides long. RefSeq names its product carboxypeptidase B1 (tissue) (gene cpb1). Gene Ontology annotation, biological process: proteolysis. The transcript is spliced from 11 exons. Bases 73 to 1323 code for a protein of 416 amino acids. The record is from RefSeq and is a predicted model, not a curated record. NCBI's taxonomy places the organism in Eukaryota, Metazoa, Chordata, Actinopteri, Siluriformes, Siluridae. Gene Ontology annotation, molecular function: zinc ion binding; metallocarboxypeptidase activity.